AUGAAUGACUGGCAGAGGAAAAGCCCUCUAGACUGGGAAACGUAUGUGAACAAAAUGGUGAAAGUUGCUGCAAUUGAGAAGCAUGAAUAUGAAGGCUGGGUCUUAACAGUGGAUCCAGUUUCUGCCAGUGUUGUCCUUGCGACAUUCCUGGAGAACGAAAAGGUGUCCAUAUCGGUUGUCAUGGGCCAUGCUGUCCAGGAGGUGGAAGUACUGAAAGAAGGAGAUGAUGAAAUGAAGCAGCGGCUUUCUGCCAUAUUUGCACCUGAAGAAAACAAAGCCUACAGCCCCGAGGAACUUGAAAAGAGGAAGAACGACUUGAAGACUUGGCUGGAAACAAACCACAUCCCCGUAACAGAGCAAGGUGAUUUGGGAAGAACGCUGUGCGUGGCAGGGGCAUUAACCAUUGACCCUCCGUACGGCCCAGAUGAGUGCAGCAGCUCCAACGAGAUUAUUCUGUCUCGGGUUCAAGGCUUGAUACAGGGCUAUCUUGAAAAACAACAGUGA
This is a messenger RNA of Mesitornis unicolor (brown roatelo), 504 nucleotides long. RefSeq names its product gem (nuclear organelle) associated protein 6 (gene GEMIN6). Gene Ontology annotation, cellular component: SMN complex; nucleus. The record is from RefSeq and is a predicted model, not a curated record. Gene Ontology annotation, biological process: spliceosomal complex assembly; spliceosomal snRNP assembly. The coding region runs from base 1 to 504 and encodes 167 amino acids. The transcript has 2 exons. Lineage: Eukaryota; Metazoa; Chordata; Aves; Mesitornithiformes; Mesitornithidae.